Molecule: messenger RNA, 516 nt
Organism: Pundamilia nyererei
Lineage: Eukaryota; Metazoa; Chordata; Actinopteri; Cichliformes; Cichlidae
Product: cytochrome c oxidase subunit 5B, mitochondrial-like
Exons: 4
Coding region: 71-451 (126 amino acids)
Biological process (GO): mitochondrial electron transport, cytochrome c to oxygen
Cellular component (GO): respiratory chain complex IV; mitochondrial envelope
Source: RefSeq, a predicted model, not a curated record
AAGAAGAAGAACCUGUCCACAAAUAUGACGUCAUCACCGAUCGACCUAAGUAAUCGCUGAAGAAGGAGAAAUGGCUGCAAGGUUACUGCUCCGUUCCGCCGUCAGAGCCGCGGCGGCUUGCCGCUCCGUCCGGACCCCCGCUCUGAGCCGCAGCAUGGCAGCAGGAGGGAUUCCCACUGAUGAAGAGCAGGCCACAGGGCUGGAGAAAGUCAUCAUGAAGGCCAUGAAGCAUGGCGAGGACCCCUUCAACAUGAUGAAGCCAAAGCACUAUGCAGGCUCCAAGGCCGACCCCCACCUGGUUCCCUCCAUCACGAACAAGAGGAUUGUGGGAUGCGUGUGUGAGGAGGACAACACAGCCGUGGUCUGGUUCUGGCUCCAUGAGGGUGAGGCCCAGCGCUGCCCGUCCUGCGGCGCCCACUACAAGCUGGUUCCCCAUGAGCUCCCCCACUGACCUGCCUCCUCUUCCUCCUGCAGAGGAAGCGGCGCUGUCUGCUUCCCACCUUCUUCUACUUGACA